This is a messenger RNA of Hymenoscyphus albidus, 285 nucleotides long. Lineage: Eukaryota; Fungi; Ascomycota; Leotiomycetes; Helotiales; Helotiaceae. The record is from the annotation of a GenBank genome assembly.
AUGGCUAUUUUGGAAACCAUGUGCAAGGAAAAUCUGACUUCGAGUGGAAACCUGCUGGGGGAACAUCAUGAUAUCACUAUGGUAAGUAUGCGAAAUCUCGCUGUGGUACUUCGAAUCCUACGAAGGUACGAAGAUGCGGCAAGGAUGUUUCAAAAGAUAAGAAUUUUGAAAGAGAAUGUUUAUGGGAGAGAACAUCCAGAUACAUUGGUUGCCAUUUAUAAUCUUGCUAAAUGUCUGACACAAAUGGCAAAUGCUGAAGGAGAUACACUACAUGUAGAACGUUAG